UAUUAUGAUGAAUCAUUAUUGAUCCUAUCCUACAAAAACAGAAACAUAGCUGACGGUGCGUGACAGAGAGGAGAAAAUGGCGAUCGCAGUAACAAGUAGACAAUUAUUCAUAGAUGGAGAAUGGAGAGUUCCUCACCUCAACAAAAGGAUUCCAAUCAUCAAUCCUUCAACUCAAAACAUCAUAGGGGAUAUACCAGCUGCCACUAAGGAAGAUGUUGAUCUUGCUGUGGAUGCUGCUAAAAGAGCUAUCUCUAGAAACAAGGGUAGAGAUUGGUCUAAUGCUUCUGGUUCUGUUCGUGCUGGUUAUCUAAGAGCCAUAGCUGCAAAGAUAACGGAGAAAAAGAAUGAACUAGGCAAGCUUGAAUCAAUUGAUUGUGGAAAACCACUGGAUGAAGCACUAGCCGACCUGGAUGAUGUUAUUGGUUGUUUUGAGUACUAUGCUGGGCUUGCUGAAGGGUUGGAUGCAAAGCAAAAGGCUCCUGUAUCUCUUCCUUUGGAGACCUUCAAGAGCUAUGUUCUCAAGGAGCCUAUUGGUGUUGUUGCCUUAAUUACUCCAUGGAACUAUCCUCUCUUAAUGGCAACCUGGAAAGUUGCUCCAGCUCUGGCUGCUGGUUGUGCUGCAAUAUUGAAGCCGUCUGAAUUGGCAUCUCUGACCUGUUUGGAGCUAGGCGAAAUAUGCAGAGAAGUUGGUCUUCCUCCUGGUGUCUUAAAUAUUGUCACUGGAUUAGGCCAUGAAGCUGGUGCUUCUUUGGCAUCCCAUCCUGAUGUAGAUAAGAUUGCCUUUACUGGUAGCUCUGCAACUGGGAGUAGGAUUAUGACAGCAGCAGCAGAGCUAAUCAAGCCUGUUUCACUAGAGCUUGGUGGAAAGAGUCCAAUCAUUGUUUUUGAGGAUGUUGACCUUGAUAAGGUUGCUGAAUGGACCAUCCUUGGUUGCUUCUUUACAAAUGGUCAGAUAUGUAGUGCAACAUCUCGCCUGAUUGUGCAUGAAAGUAUAGCAUCAGAAUUUGUGAAUAGACUUGUGAAAUGGGCCGAAAACAUCAAAAUUUCGGAUCCCUUGGAAGAAGGAUGCAGGCUAGGACCUGUUAUCAGUGAAGCACAGUAUAAGAAAGUAUUGAAUUUUAUCUCAACGGCUAAAAAUGAGGGUGCAACAAUUUUGACUGGUGGGCGUCGCCCAGAGCAUUUAAAGAGGGGGUACUUUGUUGAACCAACCAUCAUAACAGAUGUGACUACCUCAAUGCAAAUUUGGAGAGAAGAAGUUUUUGGACCUGUACUCGCUGUAAAAACAUUUAGCACUGAGGAAGAAGCUAUUGAUCUAGCAAAUGACACCCACUAUGGCUUGGGGUCUGCCGUAAUGUCAAAUGAUUUAGAAAGAUGUGAGCGCCUAUCUAAGGCUCUUCAAGCUGGAAUUGUAUGGAUCAAUUGUGCUCAACCAAGCUUCAUCCAAGCCCCAUGGGGAGGCAUUAAACGUAGCGGCUUUGGUCGCGAAUUAGGAGAAUGGGGACUUGAUAACUACUUGAGUGUGAAGCAAGUUACUAGGUACAUAUCUGAUGAGCAGUGGGGUUGGUAUCAAUCUCCUUCAAAGCUGUGAUAGUUAACCAUGUAAAAGUGAGUGAGUGUUGAUAACUUUGAUAACGAAAAUCUGACAUGGAAUAAGGUGUGGUGUUGGUGAAACCAAGUUAUUAUGAUCUUAACUUGGGGGGACAUACUAUUAUAUUAUCAUGUUAUAUAUAAUAUAGCAACAAAACAAUUUUGUUGCAUGAUCAUGUUAAUGCUGGUUGUGUUGCCUUUUAUUUUAUUUGAAUGGAAUCGAAAUAGACUUUUUUGUCAGGUCAUUUAUGGAUGCAUAGAUGUGAAUAUUGUGUUGGAUGUGUGGAAAGACUGAAUGAGAUACAAUUAGGAGUGAAAGCGUUUGAGAGAGUAAGAGUAGCACCUAUAAUAGAAAAAAUGGUACAAACUGGGCUUAAGUGGUUGUGGCAUGUGGAGAGAAGACAUGUAGAUUCUCUAGUAAUGAAAGUAGAUCAAAUGGAGAAUAAUCAAAUCCCCAGAGGUAAAGAAAGACCUAAAAAAAUUAUAAAAGAAACUAUCUGGAGAAACAUAGAGAUUAAUAAGCUAGAAAGAGAUAUAUUAUAUGAUAGAAUAUUAUUGUGUCAUUUGAUCCAUGUAAUCGACUUCACUUCCAAAACUACUUAAGCCCAGUUUGUACCAUAUUUUCUACUAUAGGUGCUACUCUUACUCUCUCGAACGCUUUCACUCCUAAUUGUAUCUCAUUCAGUCUUUCCACACAUCCAACACAAUAUUCACAUCUAUGCAUCCAUAAAUGACCUGACAAAAAAGGCUAUUUCGAUUUCAUUCAAAUAAUAUCUGGAGAAACAUAGAGAUUAAUAAGCUAGAAAGAUAUAUAUUAUAUGAUAGAAUAUUAUAGUGUCAUUUGAUCCAUGUAAUCGACUUCACUUAAUGGGAUAAGAUUUGAUUGUUGUUGUUGUCUUCGUUUA
Messenger RNA from Cicer arietinum (chickpea), 2492 nucleotides. Its product is annotated as aminoaldehyde dehydrogenase 1, peroxisomal. The record is from RefSeq and is a predicted model, not a curated record. Lineage: Eukaryota; Viridiplantae; Streptophyta; Magnoliopsida; Fabales; Fabaceae. Gene Ontology annotation, molecular function: oxidoreductase activity, acting on the aldehyde or oxo group of donors, NAD or NADP as acceptor.